This is a messenger RNA of Meleagris gallopavo (turkey), 2128 nucleotides long. RefSeq names its product transmembrane protein 269 (gene TMEM269). Gene Ontology annotation, biological process: phospholipid biosynthetic process. Gene Ontology annotation, cellular component: membrane. The record is from RefSeq and is a predicted model, not a curated record. Gene Ontology annotation, molecular function: phosphotransferase activity, for other substituted phosphate groups. Lineage: Eukaryota; Metazoa; Chordata; Aves; Galliformes; Phasianidae.
CUUGUGCAAGCGGUGCCGCCCGCAUGAGGCUGGGACAGGUGGGUGGGCCGGGCAGGGGCAGCUGCCGUGGGUGCUACGAGCCUGGCAUGGGUGCUGCACAGCUGAUGUGAGUGCUGCAAGAGUGGCGAGAGUGCUGCAAGGCUGCUACGGGUGGUGCAAGGUUCUACAAGGCUGGCACGGGUGGUGCAAGGCCGUAUGGGUGCUCUGAGCCUGGCAUGGGUGGUGCAAACUUGGCAUGGGUGCUGAGAGCCGGGCAAGGGCAGUGUGGGGCUGGCACACGCACCACGAGCCUGGCUUGGGAACUUUGAUCCUGGCACAGGCGCUGCGGGGCCUGGCACGGCUCCAGUAAGGCUGGCAUGGACACCGUGAGCCUGGCAUGGGCACGAGGCCGUGCAGCCCCAGGCAGCUCCUCCCUCUCCGUGGUGCCAGCCGCCUCCAAAACCCCCGUGUGUCCUCUGGCCGGACCCACCCCCACGGGUGACUCAGCCCAUUCCCAGCAAAGCCCGUCCCUAUAUAACACGGUGUCACCGUCGCACACACAGCGCCCGCCCGGCCGCUGCCUCAGUUUCCCCACGCUGCAGCCAUGUGGAUGGUGUCACCGCCGGUCGAUGAAGGAUCUCACCAGCUUGCCUGGCUUUGGGACCACGGCAAAGGUAUCUUCCAGUACACCAAGAAGCUGUUCCUGAGCAGGCCAGUGGGACGGGCACAGGCGCUGGAGUUCGUCCGGAAAAAUGCGGCCAACGCGCUCUCCAUGGCAAACCUGAUCGUGGGGCUCUCCUCCAUCCUCUGCAGCCUCAACAGGCAGUACCACUGCUCCUGCUGGCUGCUCCUGGUGGGCUUCCUGCUCGACUUGGCCGACGGAGCCGUCGCCCGGCAGCUCAACGCCUGCUCAGCGCUGGGAGCCAAGCUGGAUGACUUCGCCGACUUCACGUCCUUCGGGCUGGCCACGGCACUGCUGCUGCAGCCCCACGGCGUGCUGGACGGACUGCUGGCCAUCACCUACGUGCUGGCUGUCUUUGCUCGCCUCUGCUUCUUCUCCAGCGGGAUCCCCUUCACCUACCGGGGCUUGCCGUGUCCCUACGCUUCCUCACUGCUGGCCAGCACCUUUCUGCUGACGGGCGGCCAUGUCCUGCUGCUGCGUGUCACCGCUAUCGCCAUGGUCCUCUUCAUGGUUGACCGCGGCUUCUACCCCCACGACAAGGUGCUGGAAUCACAGUGCUGGAAGAAAGCGAUCUAUGCCGGAGGCAUUGUGGCUGUCCUGUUCUCGCCCGCAACGCUCGCUCCCAUCUACUACCUCGCCUGGUCGGCGUCGUACAUCCUACUCCCCUUUGCCAUCUGGAGCUGCAAAGCCUAAUGGCCAAGCGGCAGCAGCUCCGGCGAGGACCGCUCCGCCUUAACCUCCACCGCACGCGUAGUAAAGCUCUCCUCUGCCUCACUCUCGGGUGCCAGCGCCAGGCUGUCUCACCCCCCACCUUCGUUAGCUCUUCCCAGGGAGGAGAGCCAUGACAGCAGACUCCAAACCCAGCAGGUGCAAUGCCGUGGCCGCACAGGGCUUCCCACCAUGACGGAGCUUGCUUAGAAAACAGCUGAGCUCCUGCAAAGGGGAACUCGGCACCAGCAGAGCUCAGGCCAGGCUCCAACCUGUCCUGUGCACCCGUACCCUCAGCCAGAAGAACAACAGCCUUGCACCAGCCCCCCUUCCCGGGGAACCACCCCCCAGGUGCCUCCUGCCAGUCCCACCAGCUGGGACGCAGAUGGAGGUGUGACCAAUGCAUUCCCACUGUACAUAGUAAUUUAUUGUGAGGGCACAGUUGCGGCGGCUUUACAUCCCCCAAAUCCUCACCAUGAGGAGGAAGCAGCCCCCGCAGCAGGCAGUCCGUGGUGGGAUAGGAGAUGGCCACCCAUCACACCUGAGGGUGCCCCAUUUCCUUGCAAAGCCCAGCCCUGAGGCACGGGGAGCGCUCCGGUAUUUAUUUCUGACGUGUCACCAUAUAUCUGAAGCGUGUUCUUUUUUUCCUUUCUGCGUCCGGUCAAUGAGGUGUGGGAGGGAGGAAGGAAUGUGGAAGGGAAAAAUGGAACCUGAAACCCUGGGGCCGAACUCUCUGGAAAUAAAAAAGCUGGAGAACAA